Molecule: messenger RNA, 1476 nt
Organism: Pterocles gutturalis (yellow-throated sandgrouse)
Lineage: Eukaryota; Metazoa; Chordata; Aves; Pterocliformes; Pteroclidae
Gene: TMEM200A
Product: transmembrane protein 200A
Exons: 1
Coding region: 1-1476 (491 amino acids)
Source: RefSeq, a predicted model, not a curated record
AUGAUAGCAACCGGAGGAGUCAUAACAGGACUGGCUGCCUUAAAAAGGCAAGACUCUGCCAGAUCUCAGCAACAUGUAAAUCUUGCCACGGCACCAGCUUCUGAGGAGAAGAAACCAGUUAGACGCCGGCCCAGGGCAGAUGUAGUAAUUGUCCGUGGCAAAAUCCGUCUCUAUUCUCCAUCGGGAUUCUUCCUUGUUUUGGGAGUGCUUAUCGCAUUCUUGGGAAUUGCAAUGGCCAUCCUGGGAUACUGGCCCCAAAAGGAACAGCUUUUAGGAUCUGAAGAUUAUCAAUCAGUAAAUGAAACCAAGGUCCUGAGAAGCCAAGGAAGCAUUUUACUUCGUUUCUUUGAACAGCAUGUGCAGUCAGAUAAAAUGAAAAUGUUGGGGCCUUUUACUAUGGGCAUUGGAAUCUUCAUUUUUAUUUGCGCAAAUGCCAUUCUGCAUGAAAACCGUGACAAAGAAACAAAAAUCAUACACAUGAGAGACAUAUACUCCACUGUAAUAGACAUCCACACCCUGAGGAUCAAGGAACAAAAGCAGCUGAGUGGUGCCUUCACUGGCUUGUUGGGGGAAGGAGAGCUCAGGCACAGUGGGAGCUCGUGUGCAUCACGGCUGGCUGCAAACACGGUUGCACCUUUCUCUGGCUUCAAGGGUCGUUUUAGAGUGGAUAGUUCUGCCGAAGAAGAUGAGAUUACCCUAAAUGAAGACAGGACCACUGGUAGCCUUCUGCCACCUCUGCUGACUGAGCAAUCUGGUUCAGUCUUUGGACUUUACCCUCACUCCAGCAAGGCUUCAGAUGACAAAAACACUAGCUCUUUAAAGUGUGAAACAAAAUCCAUUGUGUCAUCUUCCAUUAGUGCUUUCACACUGCCAGUAAUUAAACUGAAUAACUGUGUUAUCGAUGAGCCCAGUAUAGACAACAUAACUGAGGACUCGGAGAUCACUAGGAGUCGGUCUAGAAAUCUGUCGAUGGAUUCUCUGGCCAUUCCACUAGCCGAUACCAAUGAAUCCUACAGACCAGCCACUGCCAUGCUGCCACGACAUAAUUCAUUUGUGGAUACACCAACUGAUCAGUUCAAAUCUUCUAUGACUCUCGGACCAAGCACAGGAAAGCUUUUAUCGCCUGGCGCUGCCAGAAAACAGUUUGGGUCCAACACGUCUUUGCAUCUUCUGUCUUCACAUUCAAAGUCCCUGGACUUGGACAGGGGUCCAUCUACGCUCACUGUCCAAGCUGAACAAAGGAAACACCCCAGCUGGCCCAGACUGGAUCGGAGCAACAGUAAAGGGUAUAUGAAACUAGAAAACAAAGAGGACCCAAUGGAUAGGUUACUUGUGCCACAAGCUGCAGUCAGGAAAGACUUUACUAAUAAGGAAAAGCUUCUUAUGAUUUCAAGAUCUCAUAAUAAUUUGAGUUUUGAACAUGAUGAGUUUUUGAGUAACAAUCUGAAGCGGGGAACUUCUGAAACAAGAUUUUAA